AUGGGUGUUGAAAAGACACCAAAAGAGAAUGAAAGGAGUGAUGCUAUUUCACCCAAGGUGGCGGAUGUUCUUGAGAAGGUGAUGUCAGCCGAGUCCGGUCUAAGCCAAUACUGGUCUGCCCUGCUGAGUAACCUGUACCGACAGAACAGCUUCUGCUCCUACCCAGACUCCACUUAUUCCAGGAGAGAUUCGGAACAGUCGGACUCCAGCCCCCAGUACAGUCACCAACUGACUCCCAGUGAGAAGUUCAACUACCGCAGAGAAGAGACUGACAGUUCAAACCUGCCCAACCCGGACUCCAAGUUUCACAAGGACGAGGAGGAGCAAGUCAGGAAACCAGACCACCCCUCAUUCCACAGCAAGUAUAAGGCGGCAGACAUUGAGCACCCUGCUCCAACCUCAUUCUAUGGCAAUGCUCAUCCUUCAGAGGAGAACCAAGUGACAGAGGAGCCACCUUACCCCAGGAAGGACGAGUCAGGAAGCCCUGUGUACAAGAAACAUUCUGAAGCUAAUCCAGAUGGACCUUCAUUGACAAGGGACGCUGAGAGCAGAGAGGGGGAAUCGGUGCUCAAUGGGUCAUUCUUCCCGGAACAGGAGGAAGGGGCCCAGAACACAUCUCAACUGAACAGCUCCUUUAAUGACUCUUACCAUUCAGAUGAAGACAGUUCUACCGAAGGGCUCAGGUCAGGCUUGAAUGAGUCCAACUCUGAGCAUCUCCUACCAGAAGACUACAAGAACUAUUCCUUCCAGGGAAUUACCUCCACCCCCUUAGCUUCCCCUGGUUACCUUGGAAACCGACGAUUCUCACUGCCAUCCACGCCCAGGUCUAUAGACCCCUCCUCCCCAACAUUCAACUCAUACUCUAAACACACAGGACUCUACUUCUGUCAUCUUUGCAGCUUCUCAGCAAAAUGCAAAGAUGACUUUGAUGCUCAUAUGAGCAUUCACUUUGAGUACAGUUGCCCACACUGUGACUACACUUCUCGUACUGAGGGUAGACUCAAACGACAUAUCAAAGACUUCCACUCCAGUGAUUCAGACGGCUUUGGAACUGCUAAGAUGCAGAGGAUGCAGCCUGGCAGACCUAAAGUGUAUCGGUGCAAGCAGUGCAGCUUUGCUUCUACUACCAAGGUGGACUUCUGGCAACACUCCCGCAGCCACAUCAAGGAGGAGAAGCUGCUGCAGUGCCCACGAUGUCCCUUUGUCACAGAGUACAAGCAUCAUCUGGAAUAUCAUCUUCGUAAUCAUUUUGGGUCCAAGCCAUUCAAAUGCAACAAAUGUAAUUAUUCAUGUGUCAACAAAUCCAUGCUCAAUAGCCACAUGAAAUCCCACACAAAUGUGUAUCAGUACCGUUGUGCAGACUGCACCUAUGCCACCAAGUAUUGCCAUAGUCUCAAACUCCACCUCAAGAAGUAUAACCACAAGCCUGCAGCAGUAUUAAAUGCAGAUGGGAGCUUGCCUCAAGGACUGGAACCGGAAACCUCUGGUUUAUCACUUCUUGCAAAGAGAGGCCCACCAAGAGGACCACGAGGACCUAGAAAGGACAAGAUGGACCAGUACAUGAGUCCAUUAUUCCACCUACCUCAAUCCUCUAUGCCAGGCAUGCAUCCAGGGUUGAACAGUAGCCUCAUGGCUCCCUACUGGCCACUGCUGAAUGGUAUGCAACCACCCCCACCUCUCAUACCUGUCAACAACAUGCCUGGGCAGAUGAGACCUCCACAACCACAGUCAUCAUCCCCAGGAAAACUCGGCAAAGGUGAGCUUGGCUCUACAAAGUGCAAUUUGUGCAGUUUCAAGGCAGAUUCACCAGAAGGUCUCCAUGCCCAUGUGUUGAAGGUUCAUGCUGCCGGGGAAAACCAAGACCUCUUCAGCAUGUUUGGAAUUUCUUCAGAAGCUCUGUUGGAUGAACAAAAUCUCAAGGCUCACCUUGCUCGCCAACGGUCUUUGACAAAACCAGAUGGAGAAGUCACUCCUAAGUCAAGGCACAAUACCAUGCUCCAUGUCCACACUGACCAAGGCAGUACCCCCAGCAAAACCAGUCCUCAUUCAUGGCCUGCUAACCAACUUGGUGGUCAACCACAUCAUCGAAACAGCAGUCACAGCCUUCCUGAGCUGUCAUAUUCCUCCAGAAAUCGACAGGACUCAACAUCUCCUCAAGAGCCUGUAGAAGGUGCUGAUAUUCUUAAACAGAUGACCUUGAAGUUUGGUGGUGGUGGCGGUGGUGGUAGUGCUGUAACUCCAAGGAUACGCAAAGAGUCCCCACUCGAUCUCACAAAACCAAAAUCAGUCUCCCCACCAGCCUACUCACCUUUGAGUGGUAUGCAUCCUAUUAUGCCCCAUGACAUGCCUCUGAUGCCAGUCAAGAGACCAUUCCAAGAAGUUGAUGUUCCUUCAAGUAAUGACUCCACAGAGAAUGCUGUACCUAGUCCUAGGAAGAGGUCUCGUAAGGGCAAAGCAUACAAAUUAGACACUUUGUGUCUCAAACUCCAGGAGAAGCAGUCUGGUUCUCCCUAUGAUAGUGAAAGUGAAGAAUCUAGCAGUGAAGUUCCUCCACAAGAAUAUGUUACUGAAACCAGAACACAAUCAGUUGAUGGUAGCCCAAAUGGUAGAGGAGAAAGUCCAGGCUCACUGAAGGGUGAAAGAGGAAAAUAUUCACCUCCACACAAAGGUGAUGACGACAUGGCAAAUGGUCUUAGAUCCAGCCCAAUUACACAUAAAAAUGACUUUGAACAAAUCCAUGAAAAUUUGAAAAUACUUAACAGAGGGAUAAAGCCAGAACCCCAGAGUCCCAAUGGAGACAGCCACAGUAAUUUUGAGAAUAAUGAUCAAAGGGAUGCUCCAAGCCCGACCAAUGAUGCGAGCAGCUGCCGAUGUACCAAUGAUCAGGAAGGCAAGCCCCACAUGGUUUCUGACUACAUGAAUCAUCAGAAACCACCAAUGACAUCUGCAUUGAGACGUGGAGCAGAACUGGCAUGGAAGAUCCUACAGGACUCUGGACCAGACGGUGCCCCUGUGCAGAAUGGGGAAAUUGUGUUAGAGAACCCUCGAAAUGGACUGCAUCCACUGGACACAGACAAGUCACUAACUCUUCCAAGUGAACUGUCCCUAAAUGCUCUCAACCACAGCAAGACAAAGCCCUUCCGUGGUGCUGACAGUUUUGAGUGUCACUACUGUGAGAUAGCAUUCCGGGACUGUGUCAUGUAUACCAUGCACAUGGGUUACCAUGGUUACCAAGAUCCUUACAAGUGCAACAUGUGCGGCCACUGCAGUAAGGACAAGGUGGAGUUCUUCCUCCACAUUGCACGGGCUGCACACAACUAAACUGUUAAGCACUGUCUGUUAUGGCUUGCUUUUAGUAUGUCUAUCAUAAUAUGCUUUACACGCCAUGUUCAUCCUGUGAUUCUGCAAUGGACUUGUAACAGUGAUAAGCUUGCCAAGAAUGUCUUGGUAGUUGAUGUAGAUUCGGUAUGCACCAUCCAUCAUGUGAUUUAGAUUCUUACAGUUACUCCACACUUUAACCAUUAAUUCAUGUUUUGAUUGUAUCUGUUAAGAUUCUAGGUUAUUUAAUCAUGUAUAAAGAUUAUGUUAGAUAUAAUAUAUAUGUAAAUAUGGGCACUAUGUGGAAAGAAUACCAUUAAACUAGUCCACCAAGACCAUCUGAACCAAAUUACAGAUGUUGGUAUUUUAGGUUCACUGUUGUUAAACAAGUUGUUUUUUUCCAAUCAUUAGUUUAUCACACUCUUAUCAUUCGCUGUGUCAUUGGUGACGCAACUCAUUACGAAAGUAGUAGAGCCAUAACAGACACAACACAUAGUGUGCAAGAAAGCAGCAUUCCCUGUGGGCAUGAGGCUCGAAGAAAAACAGUCAAGUAUUUACAAUAUCACGUGCCUCAUUGGAUGAAUAUUUGUCUUCUGCUUGGCUUAGCACAUGUUGACUCCCUGAUGUGACCUUGAGAGGUCAUCUAUCUACCUCAUGAUCUUCCCAUGUUGGCCGGCACUUCGGACAAGAUGUACAAAAGUUGGCGUCCAUGGACUAUAAUAUUGAGGUGCUCCUAGUCCUUCCUGGCUGCAGGAACCUGUGGUUCAGACCAUGUCAACUUAGCUCUGUGCUGUUGAAGAACACAUACCUUGUUGUCCAGUCAGUAUAACAUUAUUGGAGAGUCAAGCGUUAGCUGCACUGAAUACUAAACUAUUGAUGGGAGUCCCAUAGAGUUCUUUGUGUUGUAUGCAUAGGUUGAUGCAUAAGGAAUCAUGAUUUUUAUUGUUAAAGCUCAGGUUGAAAACACAUGACUUUCAUUUCAACAUCAGUAUUGUUUUGGAGAUGAACUACACCAAUUAGUGCUGCAUGGCUGUCCUUGUAUGCCCUGUGAAAUGGGGGAGGGGGAGGGGGGAGGCAUGAUUUGGGCACGGGAGUACGCAACCUGACCAAAGAAAUGUAAUCAGUCAUGGGACUUAGUUGGGAGAUAGGAUACACAGCCUUACCAUUUUGCAAGGUGUACAGACCAAUGAAUGACGUGAACAGCUCAACACACAGUGAUGAGAGCCAUUUGUUAUCCUAUCUGCUGCAUAUAACUUUGCUUUUAGCAUGUGUAGUCUUAGCUUAGCCAUUUAAUUUAUGUUGAUUUUUAGCUUGGUCAGCUAAUUGUUAUGACUUUAUACCGAAUAGGUAUAACAAGUGUUACUAUAAUUUAUGAUUCUUCUCCUCGGUGCUCAUAAUUCAUUAUUAAUUAAUUUGUCAUCACUUGUAGAUGCUUACUGUAUAGCCACUGUCUACCAGAUUUGAAAUUGUGUUGUUCAAAUCCAAGAUGAUAAUAUGCAAUGAUUCAGCACUUUGUGCACGUCUCAAUUGACUUACAAUUAUUUGUUUAUUUCUCAAGCUUUAAUCUUUUCUGUUGUAUUGUGCUGAUUGUCUCCCCCUACGCAACUCUUCCUUACACAGCAGCUUGUUUGCCCUUUCAGCAUAAGAUAUAUAAUGCAUGUACGUGGAGCAAAAACCAGGUGGGGAAUGUUCGUGUCACAGGCUGAAUGGAGGGAGAAACACAGUCGAAAUAAUACCGGGUAAAUCUUAUCCUAGUAACUAUUUGAUUUUGUAUUGAUUUAGAAUAGUAUGAAAUACUGAUUUGACUUUCUGUUCCAUUCAGCCUUGUCAUGAAACAUACCUCUGUAAUUGGCGUACAUUCAUAGAAGGAAUUUGAUUGUUUAUGAAACACUCCAAAGCCAUCUUCAUCACCUGUCAUCUUGUUACGAUUUUCUACUCAGGGGAUAUUAAACAUAACUUCAUCCAGAGCUCAUUACCAAAGCAACCCUACCACUCUCAAAGACUUCGAAAUAUGCUCAUGUUCACGUUCCUGAUAAAUUUUGGGUGCAAGUACCAUUUCCCAGAUUGGUUAACAUGAUGAGAAGGUAGUUUGGUUUGCAUCAUUUAGAAACACUCAGAUUUCCUCAUCGAAUGUAUCAUAUCUACACAUAUAUCCUAUUUAUUUUGUUGUUAUGGAGAUCAGCCAGACUGGUUAUAUUCUGCAAGAGUAUACUUGUAUACACCUUUCUCUCCAAGUGUUUCACUAAGCGUCUACCUCAUGUUGGUUCACCAACAGUCUGUUUUGCAUAAAUACCCUUCACCCCUGUUGAUAUCUCAUGGUAUUUUUCUCACUGUUGCCAUAUGUCUCACGCAUGUUACUCAUUCAAAGGGAGAUAACUACAGUUUCCCUACAGUAUUACUCUUAUGCUGUUUCCUCUGAUAGCUCAAUAUCUGUUCAAAUCUGGGAGCAGAGAAAUGUACUAUUCCCCUGUACCGAUGAGUUUGGGUACCCUGACAAGUAUUAUAGCAUUCUGUGUUCUGUGUAUGUCCUCACAGAUUGGUUCUUUCAAGCCUGUGGUAAUCUUGCAUAUUCAACUGAACAGUUUAUGGCCUUUCCAGGUAUUUCAAAGACCAGAGAGAAUAUUGUUUUGCUUAACAGACAAUUAUGUCAUAGGCAUGCUCAGAUGAACAUGUUAAUUUGAUUGGAGGAAAAUAAUGUGAACACUUUUAACCUAAUGGUUGUUCAACCUGUAUCUGUUUGUGGAUAUUAGUGGGGAAUUAUGAAAUAUUUGUGGGCAGUUCGUCCAUUGUUUACCAAAGGCCAGUUCAGCACACUGUGCUGUUUGUUGUAAAUGUAUCAUACUGUUAGCACUCAGACACAAUCUUAUAACUAUAGCUUAUGAUUAUUGCUGAUUUCUGUUGAUUAAUUAUUGUAUAUUUGUAGCUUAAUUAAUUUAUGAAUUACUUUCUCAGUAUGCUUAGGCAUUUCACUGUAUGUAUUUUAAAGCAAUUAUCAAGCCAGUUUUGUCCUUGUUGUUGCAAGUGCAUUUGGGUGAUAAAAUAUAUGCAAUGCACCAAUCUGUCUUUGAACCCUUAAUCAGCUUUCACUCCACCUGCCUGCCCUUUUUUAUUUCUAAAGGGAGAUAACUCUCUCAGUGAGCUGUGUUUCGGAUGUUGACACACUGUUUAUUGCCUCAUGACUGAGUCCUCCCCUCUUUUUAUCCAUGUAUUUUUCUGCAACUUUUGAAGAUUUUUGUAUUGGGCAUUGAACAAGUUAAAUCUCCUUUGAGAAGAAAUCCAGACCAUUUUGAAACAUUGGCAUAUCAGAAAAUAACCUAUUUGACUGGCUGCAAGAACUUUGUAAAACUAUCAAAGGCAUAUUUCCUCUCUCAUCUCAUAUGCAACAUUCUAACAGUGGAUUUCAACCUUGCCUCAAAGACUAUAUGUAAAAAUUUACAUCCCAUAUAUACGUAUAAAUAUAUAUACAUAUUAUAUAUACAAUUGCCAUUGUUUUCACAUAUUGUAUGUUUCAAGUUCAUAAAUAACAGUAUUCUGAUAAUAUUUGAGCUUAUUUCCUCCCAACAAGCUUCAGAGAUGGGGUCCAGGGUUGCCAGUAAUGAUGAUGAAACAGUUUAGUUUGUUAAAGCCAGCCGACAAGGCCGGUUCUACACCGCUCACCCUGUGUACACACCGGAGAUGUGUUGGAGGGUGGGCCAGGUGUAGGUUCCAGGAUGUUCUAUUUAAUGUCAACAAAACACAAAGUAAAAAAACAUGUAAGGAAAAUAACAUCAUUUCUCAGAGUGCCAAAUGGUUAACAUGGUGGAGAACUACCCCCAGUCAAGUCGUGAAAGUGCCAUCUUGUUAGAUCUCAGCAUAUCAAUCAGUAUAGUCUAUUUCAUCUUACAAUUAAAAGAUCAAACAUUCCUGAAUUUAUUUGGAGAAAGUACUGUUCAUGUCGAUGACAACCAAUCAUUCCAAACUGUUAUCAGUAAAAUACAUUCAGUAGCAUUUUGUGAUCAAGUUGACACCGGUGAUUUGCUUCAACAGAUUACAAAGAUAUUGCUUUAUUCUAUUUCAUCACUAUUUUCACAACUAUACAUCUUAUUUCCGCACCUUAAAAUUUAUUUAGAAUCUUACCUUUGUACAGCCAUCUUAACUAAGUGAGAGGGACCAGCUCUCUGUUGUGGAUAUUGUAAACAUCAGCUGGGUAUGGGGUCAUCUUGAACCACCCUGGACGCCAUCUUGGAAACUAAACGGGUAUCUUAUUCUUGUACAUGGUGAUAAUACGAGGCUUGUUGGCUGGAAUGGGCUUGUGAUCUCAUAUGAUUACUGUACUUGGAUUAUGUGUUAAUUGUGUGCGAUUGGAGAAUGACUCGACUACAUCUGUACCCCUGGCCCUUUGUGUUUGUGCUGGUUGGGCCAGGACGAAACCAUGUUACCGUCUUGCACCACCAGUAUUUACCAAAGGACCAUUAGUAGUCACCCUAGGUGAGCCUCUCACAUAGUGUUAUUGCUACAUUCAUCAUAUCUGCAGUUUUGAUUGUAAUGACAGUACAUAUGUUCUUGCUCCGACGAUGUUAAGUGAACUUACCCGACAGGACAAGCUGUCCCAACCUCCAUUCCCCGCCUCCUGUUGUGGGGAGUGGCAGGGAGGGCCGUGUUCCUGUUUCACCUACAGCAGCCAUUGAUCCUUCUUAUUUUGUAGUCCCCGUUGUAGAUGUACAGAUUACUUCCUGUCUGUAGCAUCGGAUCAUUUCAUGAAUGUCAUGUGUUCGUGAGGAAUAAAGUCUGGUGUAUUGUCA
Molecule: messenger RNA, 8099 nt
Organism: Haliotis rubra (blacklip abalone)
Lineage: Eukaryota; Metazoa; Mollusca; Gastropoda; Lepetellida; Haliotidae
Product: histone-lysine N-methyltransferase MECOM-like
Biological process (GO): regulation of transcription by RNA polymerase II
Molecular function (GO): DNA-binding transcription factor activity, RNA polymerase II-specific; RNA polymerase II transcription regulatory region sequence-specific DNA binding
Source: RefSeq, a predicted model, not a curated record